Peronospora matthiolae is the source of this 207-nucleotide messenger RNA. The record is from the annotation of a GenBank genome assembly. Lineage: Eukaryota; Oomycota; Peronosporomycetes; Peronosporales; Peronosporaceae.
AUGCACCGAGUUGUUAAUGUCAAACUCUACCAUUGGCAAAAACUCACUCCAACUCUUUGUGGCGUGGCUGUAGGCGCGACGAGGUCGUCCCUCGUGACGCACUUUGCCAAGCGAGACAAUAUGGCAGACUGUGCGGCCAAAGAAGGGUCGCAAGAGACGGCCGUGAAGCUCUGUGGACUCAUUGUCGGCAUAUACUGUACGAUGUAG